This is a messenger RNA of Corythoichthys intestinalis (scribbled pipefish), 8427 nucleotides long. It is a transcript of the gene slc16a5a, whose product is annotated as solute carrier family 16 member 5a. The coding region runs from base 2524 to 3903 and encodes 459 amino acids. Gene Ontology annotation, biological process: transmembrane transport; monocarboxylic acid transport. The record is from RefSeq and is a predicted model, not a curated record. Gene Ontology annotation, cellular component: plasma membrane. Gene Ontology annotation, molecular function: monocarboxylic acid transmembrane transporter activity. The transcript has 6 exons. Lineage: Eukaryota; Metazoa; Chordata; Actinopteri; Syngnathiformes; Syngnathidae.
UUGUGUGCGUGUGACUUUUAUGAUCACUCCUGUUUCCGCCCAUGACGUCACGAGCAAGGAAGGCGAAAGAGGAAAGAUUUGACGGGAUCGAAAAGUCAACAAGAGUGAAUGCCUUUCUUCCGGUGACGUCAUACUACGGCGUUCACCACGAGACGGCACACUUCUAAAGAUAGCGAGACGGACUAGUCUUAUCUUCCUCUGCUCGCUUGACAUUUUGCAUAAAGCCGCGUUCUUUGUGCGAGACUGCACUGAUACCACGCUUUUUCAAGCUAAACGACUACAAUAUAAAGUCAUGGCUAUCAUCGGUCAGAGACGCAUUGAUGCCGUUUCAAGUGGGAGGGCUGAACACCAUUCAUUCGCUGCUAGGGUUGCCACCUUUCCGAAAUAGAAAUAAAGGACGCCCAAAGCCAGCGGUCUCAAACCGACUCCACAAAGGGCCGCAGUGGGUCCUGGUUUUUGUUCCAACAGAUCGAGCACAAACAGUUCAACCAAUGAGGUUUCUACUAACAUAAGCAGCACCUGAUUGCAAUCAACUGAUUACACUUGUAAGAAACCAGAUUGGUGAAAAGGUAUUUGUCUCGUUUGGUUGGAAUGAAAUCCAGUACCCCCUGCGGCCCUUUGAGGACCGGUUUGAGACCACUGCGAAAGCCGUCCAAGCGAAAAGACAAAAAGUGACAUCCCCAAACGUACCCAUUUAUAGAAACUGCUCACCAAAAUCAAAGGAGCACAUUAAAGAAACAAUAAUUGGAUACAUCCAUAUGAUGUUGGAUAUUUAUACAAAUAACGACAGGGCAAAGGAUGCCCAGUCUUUUAAUGGAAAUACAAGUUUACAGCCGACAGAGGGCUCCAUUGUGUAGACACCAGAGUGAAAUGAAGAUGUGGCAGGCUAGUCCGUUUCGUCGCGGCACGCUCCUAAUGAGACGACAGAUGGCGUCUAGUGGCAUUUCCUCCCAGAUCUGCGUGAGGGCAUCCCUGAGCUGUUGUGCAGUCUGAGGAGCAACCUGGCGGCGCCUCGUGGACGGAAAUAAUGUCCCAGAGACGUUCCAUUGGGUUGAAGUCGGGGGAUCGUGAAGGCCAUUCAAAUGUUUCAAUUCCUUCAUCCUCCAGGUACUGCCCGCGUACUCUUGCCCACGUGAGGCCGGGCAUUGUCGUGCAUUAGGAGGAAACCAGGACCUAUUGCACCAGCGUAGGGUCUGACCAUGGGUUCAAGGAUUUCAUCUCCGUAAUUUAUGGCAGUCAUUUCCUAGGCAAUAGAGGUCCACGGAUAUGCCUCCCCAGACCAUCACUGACCCACCACCAAACCUGUCACGUUGAACGACGUUUUUCUCCUCGUCUUCUCCAGACUCUUCCACGUCUAUCGCAGGCUCUCGGGAUGAACCUGCUCUCAUCUGUGAAAAGUACAGGGCUUGCCAAUUCCGGUGUUGUCGAGCUCCACGGCGCCGGGCAGUGAGCACAGGGCCCGCUACAGGACGUCGGGCCCUCGGACCACCUUCCUGAAGUCUGUUCCCGAUUGUUUGGGUAGAGACAUUCACACCAGUGCCCCUCUGGAGGUCAUUCUGUAGGCCACGAGCAGCACUCAGCCUGUUCUCCCUUGCACAAAGGAGCAAGUAUCGGUCCCGCCGAGGGGUCGAGGACCUUCUCCGGCCCUGUCCAGCUCUCCGAGAAUAACCGCCGGUCUCCUGAAAUCUCCUCCGUGUUCUGGUGAUGGUGCCGGGAGACACAUUUAACCUUCUUGCUGCAGCACGUGUGGACGUGACAUCCUGGAGAAGUUGGACAACUUCUGUAGGGUUAAGGAAUCGCCUCAUACUGCCGGUAGAGAUAAUUACGCAAGCCAAAAUCAGCACGAGUGGAAAACCAGCCAAAAAAGGUCAAGGGGGAGGAACUUGAAAUGACCUCCUCCACAUGUAAAACCAGUCCUGUUUUGAGGGUUUUCUAAUUGUUGCCUCUGAAGUGCCCCUGUUGUCAAUUCCUUCAACACCGAUACAGCUGAAAUGGAUUAACAAGGCCCUCAGCUGCUGAAAAUGAUCAGACAGGUUUAAUUCAAUUCAUGCCAGGCCCAAUAAAAAAAAUGUUCCUUUCAUUUUUGUGGGCAGUGUAUAUUCCGUAUCGGUUCAAUAUGGGACACAAAUUUGAAUUCCCAAUUUGGAACGAUUCCUUUUUUCGAGGGAUGGGUGGCAAGCCUUUUCGCUGCCAACCUCCCACUUCAAAUGAAUUGGAUAUAAACCCUGUUCAAUUGACGACAGAAGCACGAAAAGACCUUUCAAACCGAUUGCGUCGACUUUCCCUCAUCACCAUCUUAUUUCUCACUGGAUUAUUCGAUCGAUGCCACUAGACGUCCGAUCCGUUUCAAGCGGGAAGGGUCGCGGCACAUUCAUUGGACUCGACUCGUUCAAAUUCACGGCAGAAAGACGAUCGGACAUCUAGGACGACGAUAGACUGCUCCUUAAUCGACGCCGGCCGUCGCGUGUGGGUCAGGGGUGCCGCGUUCGCGGCCGAAGGCGUCGCGAUCGGCAAAGGCGCGCCAUGAGCGGCGAGGAGAACGGACGCGCCGGCCGUCACGGGAGGAUCGGCGAUCGCCACGGGGCGGCCCCGGAGGGCGGCUGGGGCUGGGUGGUGCUGGCGUCCACCGUGGCGGUUCUGGCGCUGACGCUGGCCUUCCCGGCCUGCGUGGGCAUCUUCUACAGUGACUUGCAGAAGGAUUUCCAGGCGUCCAACAGCCAAACGUCGUGGGUGCCCGCCAUCAUGACGGCCGCACUCCACGCGGGAGGGCCACUGUGCAGCGUGCUGGUGGAGCGGGCGGGUUGCAGAGCGACCGUCAUGCUGGGCGGAGUCCUGAGCGGGCUGGGCGUGGCCGCCGGCUCCUUCGCGCGCUCCGUGGGACAACUGUACAUCACGGCCGGAGCGGUCGCCGGUUUAGGUUUCUGCUUCAGCUACCAGCCGGCCGUGACCAUCUUGGGGCAGUACUUUGUGGAGCGCCGCGCCUUCGCCAACGCCGUCUCGUCCACUGGUACGGCGCUGGGCCUAUGCGCGCUUCCGGCGCUGGCCGACUUCCUGCGCGAGCGAUUUGGCUGGAGGGGCAGCUUCCUGGUCCUAGGCGCCGUCCUCUUCCACUGCUGCGUCUGCGGUGCCCUCAUGCGGCCUCUAUGGCCGCCGCCGCCGCCAGCGGAACCCGGGACACGUAGGGGCUUUGUGGCGUGCGUGGCCAAACACCUGGCCCUGGACCAGCUGCUGCACAACCGGCGCUACGCCGUCUAUGCGGCGGCCAUCACCUGGACCAUGUUGGGCUUCGUGGUGCCGCUGCUCUACCUGGUGCCCUACGCCACCGCCCACGGCACGGAGGCGGGGCGGGCGGCCUCCCUGCUCUCCGCGCUGGGCGCGGUCAACGUGGCGGCGCGGCCGCCCGCCGGGGCCGUCUUCGGUCUGCGGCGCUUCCGGGGGCGGCACGUCUACGUCUUCUCGGCGGCGCUGCUGCUGAACGGGUUGAGCAACUUGGUGUGCUGCGCGGGCCCGGCCUUCCCGGUGCUGCUGAGCUACGCGCUGCUCUACGGGCUCUCCAUGAGCGCGGUGGGCUCGCUCAUGUUCACCGUCCUCAUGGACACGGUCGACGCCGGGCGCUUUCCCUCGGCGCUCGGCCUUCUGUCGGUCAUGGAGAGCGUCACGCUGCUGGCGGGACCACCGCUGGCCGGACUCCUGCUGGACGCCACGGGGGACCACCGCCUCAUCUUUGCCGGCUGCGCCGCCGUGGUGGCGUCGGCCGCCGUCUUCCUGGGCGUCGCCUUUUGGCGGAUGGACACAGAGGAGCGCGCCCGAGACUGCGACGACGCGGCGGCGGAAGGACGCCCUCUCUCUGAGGACAGCGCGACCGUUCACUCGCCGAUGCCGAGGGAAGCCGACCGUUUGUGAUCAUCUGUUGAUUUGGAAACGACCCAAAUAAAAGAGCGUCCGCCAUUCCCAGACUUUUAUUGGAUUCUUUUGAACUUUUUGUUCGUCUAUCGUGGCAACUAUGAAUGGAACUGGGCCGCUUGGCAGGGAAGGCAUUGGACAAAGAUGAGUGUUUGCGGCUGGUCCAGACCCGGCUGCAGAAAGAAAUUACAGGGGGGGCAUUACAUUUUUUUGGGGCGGUACACUUCUUCAAUGUAAAUUUAGCCGUAACAGUGGCGUAUUUACCCGUUAUAUUUUCUGAUGAUAGUGUCAGUCAGUGAAACUGCAGGAGGUGGCAGCGCUAUCCCUUCAUGUUGACUUUCGGCCACGUCUUUGUCAUGGCUUGAGUUCGUCUUUAGUUUCUUGAAAAAAAAACACGGAUGUCCAUUCCAAAAUCGAAUUAGCAACGGAGGAGCCGCUCAAUCGCCAUUUCUGUAACUGGAGCGAUCCCUAUCCAAUCGCAGUACACAAUAGCAGGUGUUGUGCCGAAAAAUAGCCGCCCCGCGUGAAAUGUCCCCCCUGACGGGAACGCUUAUUUAUAACGCUUUAUUGAGGUGAAAACAUCAAAUGUUUUCAUGGACUCGUUACAGUAAUGGAUUUACGACUGUAAAAUCACUUUUAAAUAAAUUAAUUAGACAAAAUACUAGUACUUUAUUUUACUAACAAAUCGUGGACUGGGCCACAUAACCAUCUUUGAACAGAAAUGUAUUAGUCUACAGGUUUUCACGACCAUAUCUCAAUGACAAUCACACAGUUAUGACAAAAUUCAGUUCAAGCAGUGUAAAAUAAUACAUAUAUUCACGGGAUAAGAAAAUCGUUUCCAUGUCCAUCGAUUGGUAAGAAAAAGCUGUACGAGUGAUUUCUCAGUAUUUAUACUUACUCAGUGUGAAACUUAGCAAUUAGGCUUGAAAAACUAUCAGACAGGGAACUUGAGCAAUGCAUUUAAGCACAUCAGGGCUGGUCGUCUCGCUGACAAUGGCUUUGCAGACAGGUAGUAUUAACGUCUCUGCCACAGUUUGGGACUUUUGGGAUUUAGCAACAAAGUAACUGGCUUUCAGGGCGUUCUUAUUUACCUUUGUAGUUUUCCUCAAAAAAGUUGCCCAUUUCUCUGUGUUUUCACGAAGGCGUACAAAAUAAUCCAUCGAUUUGUUCUGAAGCGACGGGGGUUCAUUUGGAGAUGAGUUUAAGCUUGUAUGGCGCCAUGGCGCUAGAUAGCCGCUCGUGUUGCGUUCAAGAACUGCUCGGAUUUCUAGGUAUCUCCCACCUAGCUGUCCUCGGUAAUGUGUUGGAAUAAAACAAAGAGGGAGGAUUAACGGUCGUCACAUAUGGAUAAAAUGGAAAGGACACUUUUGUAUAUAUAUAAUGAACAGUAGAAGUGCUGGGGUCCACAUUGUUACGGAGCGCAAGGUGGCUGACGGCUAGAAAUCCGAGCAGUUCUUGAACGCAACACGACUCAUCUGCACACAACCGAGAACUUUUUCCACAUUCCUUCCUUCCUUCCUACUGCAACUUUGCCCGACGAUGUUAAAAAAAAGCGACAUUGGAUAAUUUCUCGCGGCGGCGGCACAAUCGAUUGAAAAACACUGGAAUAUAGGGUUCAUUCUCCACGUGUGUGUCUGUUUUUGUGGAAGAUUUAAAAAAAAAAUUUUUUUUUUAAAUUACACAGUACAGUUUAAUCGAGCUAGGGCGGGCACAGCCGUCCCUCGGGGCGGGCACGGCCCCCUAAUGCCCGCCCAUGCCGCCUGGUCUGGGCUGGUCCAAUGCAUCCGAUUGGCGGGCGGAGACUUCAUAUUGAGUCACUUCCUGUCAAUUUGGGUUCACUUCACCGGUCACUUCUUGUACAUUUUUGUACCCCCGGUUAAAUGGGAUUUGAUGUCUUUCGCCGUCCGUGGCACUUACAGUGGUAUGAAAAAGUAUCUGAACCUUUUGGAAUUUCUCACAUUUCUGAGUAAAAUCACUACCAAAUGUGAUCUGACCUUUGUCAAAAUCACACAGAUGAAAAAACAGUGUCUGCUUGAACUAAAACCACCCAAACAUUUAUUGGUUUUCAUAUAUUAAUGAGGAUAGUAUGCAAACAAUGACUGAAGGAAGUAAGUGAACCAUCACAUUUAAUAUUUUGUGCGCCCCCCCAGCAGCAAUAACAUCAACCAGAUGCUUACUGUAGCUGCAGAUGAGUUCGGCACAUUGAUCAGGACUAAUCUUGGCCCAUUCUUUUCUAGAAAACUGCUGUAGUUUAGUCAGAUGUCUGGCAUGAAUCACUGUCUUUAGAUCAUGCCACAGCAUCUCAAUGGGGUUCAAGUCUGGGCUUUGACUUGGCCACUCCAGAAUGUGUAUUUUGUUCUUCUGAAGUUGAUUUACUUCUGUGUUUUGGAUCACUGUCUUGUUGCAGCAUCCAUCCCCUUUUUAGCUUCAACUGUCUGACAGACGGUCUCAGUUUUUCCUGCAUAACCUUUCAAUUCGUUCUUCCAUCAAUGAUUGCAAGUUGUCCAGGCCCUGAGGCAGCAAAACAGCCCCAAAUCAUGAUGCUCCCGCCACUGUGCUUCACGGUGGGGAUGGGGUGGUGUUGUUGGUGAGCUGUUCCAUUUUGAUGUUAUGUGUUACUCCCAAACAAUUUAACUUGGGUUUCAUCAGUCCACAAAAUAACUUCUGUGGAGUGUCCAAGUGCCUUUUUGCGAACAUUAAACGAGCAACAAUGUUUUUAUAGACAGCAGGCUUCCUCCCUGGAGUCCUGCCAUGAACACCGUUGUUAGCCAUAGUUUUUGCAUAUAGUUGAUGCGUGCACAUAGAUAUAGGGACUGUGCCAGUGAUUUCUGUAAGUCUUUAGCAGACACACUAGGGUUCUCUUUUACCUCUCUGAGUAUUCUGCGCUGGCGUCAUCUUUGGUGGACGGCCACUCCUUGAGAGGGAAGCAACAGUGCCAAACUCUCUCCAUUUGUAGACAAUUGUUGAUUGAUGACUUUUAGAGAUGGUUUUGAAUCCUUACCCAGCUUUAUACAAAUCAGCCAUCCUUGAUCGCAGGUCUUCAAACAGCUCUUUUGACCGAGCCAUGAUGCACAUCUCAUUUCUUAGCAGGUGUGUGUUUUAUAGUGGGCGGGGCAGCUUUAAACCACUCAUCAGUGAUUGGGCAGACACCUGACUUAAAAUGUUUGGUAAAAAUUGGUUUCAAUUGCACUUGAAGUGUCCUUAGGUAGAGGGUUCACUUACUUAUUCCCCCCCCUCUGUCAUUGUUUGCAUACUAUCCUCAUUAAAAUAUGAAAACCCAAGGGUGUAGGUUUGGUCUCAAUAUUGGUAGGGACGAUAGAACAGCACAAUCUGCACGUACACUUUUUGUUGGGGACGGGACAUAAAUAAGACCAAACAGAUUGAGGGCUACAUUUCUCACCAAUGUAAUGAAUUGAUAGGCUAAAAAUAAAUCUGUAUUGACUAUCCCUAACCUUCACACUGCAAAUUUAUAACAUCUUCAUCUAAUAUUUAUUCUUAAAUCUCGUCGAAUAAUUUUCUCUAUCUUGUUUUGAGUGUUAAGGACUAAUUAACAGAUUUAAUGGGUCAGAUUAUUCAAUUUACUUUAGGUAAAUAUCAUAUCACCAUUUGUUCUCAUUAAGCCCAUACAUCCAAAGGUUGGUCAUUUUUCACCAAAAUCAAGAAAAAAUGAUUUCAAGUUUUUCUUUUUUUUUUUUCAGUUUUAAGGAGAUGCUUUUUUUUCAGCGCAUUAUGUAUAGGUUCAGGUGAUACACCGUUGGAUUCAAAGCUUUGUUUUCAAAAACUACUAAAGAAACUUCCAGAAUAAAUGUCUGGAUUUUAUUAGCAAAUUUAAAUGACAGUAUCUGAACCCAAAUUUGUGAAUUAACAUACAAAGAAAUACAAAAUUGUUAAUCAUCUCCUAUCCAGGAAUGCAAGAAAAUAAACAUUUGUCUUAAUACCACUCAAAAUUGUCAAUAAAAAUGGAGAGGAAAAACACUCCUGCUCUUGUCCACAAGCACAGCCAAACUCAACAAAAAGUGAAAGCUCCUUUAGGCUGCUUUAAGACCACAUAAGCAAAAGAAGAAGGAAAACUGGGAAGAAGGGGGUAAACCUUGAUUCACUACAUUUCUUCCAGCUGAGCAGAGUUCACUAUAUCUCUCAGUUGAAUGAACGUUUACAUAUAGUAGAAUACACGUACAGGAGGACAUUUCUGUCGAAGCAGUUUCCGACUCAGGCUUUCAUAUUACUUACAGCGGCUGCUGGCCGGAAAAAAAACUUCUGAUAUCCAAAGCGGGCGUAGGAGGCAGCAUGUUGACAUGUAACAUAAAGCCUGAGUUAGGCUCCCGCGUUGCGGUGACGGCGCAGCGACUAUGACGUCAUUCGAUGGUUCUCCGGCCAGGUGACGCGUUGCUCUGUAAUUCACCGCCAAGCCACAACAGGGGUGUGGCGUUAUGUUUGUACGGUUUUGGGGCAUGCUUGUUGACUUCCUCUCGUCUAUUUUAACGGAGAAAAAAAUAAAUAAACAACGCAAGAUGGAACGCUUGA